Molecule: messenger RNA, 978 nt
Organism: Eruca vesicaria subsp. sativa (arugula)
Lineage: Eukaryota; Viridiplantae; Streptophyta; Magnoliopsida; Brassicales; Brassicaceae
Source: the annotation of a GenBank genome assembly
AUGCAAGAACUUACUUCUACGUUCUUCUCUCGUUCCCUCGUCCCGACCACUUGCACGCGACCUCGACCACGACCAACGUCAGUAGUUCCCAUGACCAUUUGCAUGGACCAAUCACGCAAAGAGAAAGUGGUUGUCAUAAUGGGAGCCACGGGGGCAGGCAAGUCACGUCUCUCAGUCGACCUAGCAACUCGUUUCUCCGGCGAGAUCAUCAACUCUGACAAAAUGCAAUUCUACAACGGACUUGAGAUCGCCACUAAUCAAAUCACUAUCCCUGAGCGAUGUGGAGUCCCUCACCAUCUACUCGGUGAGCUUCCUGUGAAUGACAAUGAACUAACUGCCUCCGAGUUCCGGUCUUUGGCGUCAGAGUCGAUCUCUGAGAUAGCCUCUCGCGGUAAGCUCCCGAUAAUAGCUGGAGGAUCUAACUCCUUCGUACAUGCCCUCCUUGUAGAACGUUUUGACCCCGGAACCAAUCCAUUCUCUUCCAAGCCGUCCAUUUCUUCUGAGCUGAGGUACGACUGUUGCUUCCUCUGGGUGGAUGUCUCGGUCUCAGUUUUGCACCACCACCUCUCAAAACGUGUCGACCAAAUGAUGGACUCGGGAAUGUUCGAGGAGCUCGCAAGUUUCUACGACCCUAGAAACUCCCGGUCGACCGUCCGAACCGGGAUUCACAAGGCUAUAGGAGUACCGGAGUUUGACCGGUACUUCGGAGUCUACCCGCCGGAGAAAAGCCACAAUGUGUGCGAGUGGGACCAAGCGAGAAAGGCGGCAUACGAGGAAGCAGUGCAUGAGAUCAAGGACAACACGUGGCAGCUUGCGAAGAAGCAGAUAGAGAGGAUCAUGAUGCUGAGAAGCAGCGGUUGGGAGAUUCACAGGUUGGAUGCUACUGCGUCGCUAAGGGCAUCAUCAAGAGAGGUUUGGGAGAAGAACAUUUUGAAGGAAAGCGUCAAGAUUGUGAAACGGUUUUUGCUUAAAGACUAG